Molecule: messenger RNA, 2903 nt
Organism: Daphnia pulicaria
Lineage: Eukaryota; Metazoa; Arthropoda; Branchiopoda; Diplostraca; Daphniidae
Exons: 6
Coding region: 215-1933 (572 amino acids)
Source: RefSeq, a predicted model, not a curated record
GCCGACUUCCUCCGGCACAGAGAACCGUUGAAGAUCGUCCUGGAAACAUCUUCUCUCUCCACCUUUCCGACGAAAUAUUUAAAUAGUGCGCUCAUACAUUCGGAUCAGUCUCGCUACACCUUUGCAAUCGGACAAACAAUCAUCUUCGAGUUCUUCGAUACUCGUUCAUUUGGAUACGCCUAUCUUUGAUUCCUUUACACAACAACUCAAAAAGAUGAAGCGACGACUUAAUACCUGGCUCCUUCUGGCCGCCAUUUUGAUCCAGAGUGUCUACACCGAUAAGACAUCUGACUCUUCGAUCCUUCCUGCAGAACACCGCGGUAUUGAUAUCAACCCAAUCCCGCUAGGAGCUGCUUCCAACAACAACAAACGCCAGAUCCCACUUCCGCCCAACUACAUCCCAUCCGGCCCUGGACUGCCCCCACCUAAUGGCGCCGGACUUGCAAGCUACCCACCCCAGGGUAGUCCCAUUGGACCGGCUCCCGAAGAUCAGUGGCCCAUCGGUCAGCCAAGCGACCAGCCCCAGAUCAAGAAUUUGCAAGUCCAGUGUGAAAAGACGCACAUGCGUGUCAACAUUGAAUUCGACCGCCCAUUCUACGGAAUGAUCUUCUCCAAGGGACACUACAGCGAUUCCAACUGCGUUCACGUCCGCCCUGGAUCUGGUCAACUUAGCGCCACCUUCGAUGUUUACCUCAACACUUGCGGAAUGACAUCCUCCGCCAACCAGGCUGCUGGCGGUGCUGGUUACGGAGCUCCUUCACCGGCCGGAACUUUUGUGGAAAACACAAUCAUCAUCCAGUACGACCCACUCGUCCAGGAAGUUUGGGAUCAGGCUCGUCGCCUUCGUUGCACAUGGUACGACUACUACGAGAAAUCAGUUACUUUCCGUCCGUUCGCCGUCGAUAUGCUCAACGCCGUCACUGCCAACUUCCUCGGCGACAACCUCCAAUGCUGGAUGCAAAUCCAAGUUGGCAAGGGACCCUGGGCUUCUGAAGUCAGCGGCAUCGUCAAGAUCGGUCAGACCAUGACCAUGGUGUUGGCCAUAAAGGAUGAUGAGAACAAAUUCGACAUGUUGGUUCGCAACUGCGUCGCUCACGACGGUCUACGCGCUCCCAUCCAGUUGGUCGACCAGUACGGUUGCGUCACUCGACCCAAGAUCAUGUCACGAUUCCAGAAAGUCCGCAACUUUGGCCAGUCUGCUUCUGUUGUUUCUUACGCUUAUUUCCAGGCCUUCAAAUUCCCCGAUUCCAUGAACGUACACUUCCAGUGCGUCAUCCAGGUGUGCCGUAACCAGUGCCCUGAACCCAAAUGCGAGGCCGGAGCUGCUGGACUUCCCGAUCUCGGCUACGCCGCUUCAUCCUCCAAGGUUGUCGGAGUCGAUCCUCGUGUUCCAGGAGCCGCUCCUCCCCAGCCAAUCCCAGUCAACCGAGGUGGAGCCCAAACCAACUACAAGACGGUCAACCGGGCCGGUGAAGCUGAUGACUCUGAGCCAACUCGCCAAUUCCUCGGCAAACCCCGAAUGGUUUCCGAGAACGCCACCGAUGGCAUCCGCUCUAGACGCAGCGCUGGCCAAGAGACGAUCCUUCACGUUUACAAACGCGACGCUCAGGAUAUGACGGACGUGCCCACCACUCGUUUCAUCCAGGUCGUGGCUCCCGGUGACGUCGCUUUCACUCUGAACCCCAACCAGAACGAAACUGUCGUCGUCCAGAAUUUGACCGACAUGGACGGCAAUCACAUUUGCUUGUCUGUGCCCAGCUUUGUCGGUGGAUUGACCAUGCUUUUGCUGGUCCUCAUCAUCGCCUCAAUGGUGGCCGUUUUCCUACUCCUGCGCGUUCGCCAGUUCGACGGAAAGGGUAAAUCCAGCAGCUCUUUGGCGUCGCUGGCUCACAUCGAGCACCCGGAAUUCGUCAAAGUCUCCAAUUCCAACUAGGAGAGAGAAAAACAAAUUUUUAAUUUUUGAAAGCUUUUGUCCGUCUACAUCCUUCCUGCUAUUUUGUUAUUUUUUCGAAUCCCUGGGGGGACCAAGCUAUCGGGGAAUGUCUUAUUAGAGUAUUAAUUUAUUGAAUUCUGAUGUUUCCUCCCAGUUUUCUUCUAUAGGGAACUGACUGCGGUGGGUGAUGAACGCCAUACUGAACGAUCACAAUUUUUUUUUAUUUCAAGAAUUGAAUGAAUGGUUUGUUCAAAGCAAAAAUUUUUUCAACAACAAUAAGACACAAUAGCUCAGUUAGAAAUUCAGUAGGGGAAGCCUCCAGUCACCUUUAUUAUUUUUUUGUCUGUUUCAUCAAAGAAGGUUUCCAGCCGAGCUAAAAAUACGCAGAGCCUUUUUUUAAACUUUUAUUUUGUUUGCGCGAUUCCAUUUCGUCCCCAGUAACUUAAAUCUCAUCCGCUCGAGUGGUUUGGAAAAAAAUCCUCAGAUGUGGUUACACGUAUAUAUCAUCUUAAUAUCCUUUUCAAGUAUUUUUUUUUUAUUUUAUAAUUUAAACAAAUUCCAACGUAAUAUAUCUGUCGUUCUGUUUCUAUUCCACAGUAAUUUAAAGCAGUUUUUUAAGUUAUUUCAUUUUCUAGUAUAUGAAAUCGGAGAGGUAUUUCUGAGGUGCAAAGGAACCGUCUCUGUGUGCGGGCACACUUACACACACGCACUCUCCACACUGUCUAUCCUUGAUUCUUUUAACAUAUCGGACAGGGCUUGUAAAUAACACACUUGCGGGAGAAGAACGACCUCCCUUACAUAUUUCCCUCACAAAAAACCCAUUUGAUUAACAUGAUUUCAUCUUGUGCUCUCGUCAACGUUUCUUGACAUUUGAAUGACGUGUGAUACCGAGAGAUAUACAGUAUGAUGAUGUGUAAUCCCAAGAAGCCCAUGUCAUUCUAUUGUAAUAAACAUUUCUGAUCCAACGUCA